Messenger RNA from Aedes albopictus (Asian tiger mosquito), 2051 nucleotides. RefSeq lists its product as uncharacterized. The record is from RefSeq and is a predicted model, not a curated record. Lineage: Eukaryota; Metazoa; Arthropoda; Insecta; Diptera; Culicidae. Bases 502 to 1776 code for a protein of 424 amino acids. The transcript has 3 exons.
UUUAGCUUGCCACAAGCAUAGUCUUAAUCUCGGAAGCGUGCUAUGUAGACUGUUGUAGGUGGUAGCUUUGAUUAGAGUAAAUUUGUACGGCUUGGGAUUACGUCAGUGGAACUGCAGGAGAGCUGUAUUGUUGAACAGUAGAAUUUCGCGAACAAACUUUCGCCGACACACGGUUUUGCAAAAUACUAUAAUAACGGUAGUUAAUGAGACAUACCCACACAACGCUUUGUUUGGCAAUCGUGUCUCGUAGAAGUGAAUUGCAAGUUUAGUUACUAUACCUUACCCCAUUGGUAGAUGAAGUAUUUGCCAACGAGGAGCGGUAUCACUUUUCAAAAUACAUUGAUAAUAUAGAUAACGUCAUACAAAAAUUGCUGGCUCUAUAUUAUCAAGUCAGUUCAGGGGAUCUGUUCUCGUAGAUUGGAUGUCUUUGGACUAGCCGGAGCUCUGCCUCAAUUGGAAGAUAAAGCCAGAAGUUAUUAGAAGCGAUUACACCUCAGCACGAUGUCGACAAUGAAGCUGGAAACUGUGUCACCGAAGUUCAACGAGGUCGUACUGGACGAUAUAAUGCGUAGCUAUGGCGGCCACAAGUGCACGUCGUGGAAGUUCGCAAACGGAGAUUUCGGCAAGGGAGAUUCGUAUCUCAGCGAAGUUUUUCGUAUCACGCUGGAGGAUGAUACUAGCAAGAAGGCGGAGGACGGCAGUCCUCUUACGGCGAAGAUAAUCGUGAAGAGCAUUCCGAAAAAUGUUGGCCGCAGGAAAACGUUCCGUUCGGCAGAUUUUUUCCGAAACGAAAUCAACUUCUACAAUGUGGUAUUGAGUGAGUUCAUGAAAUUUCAACAAGCUAAACCGCUUAAAAACGCCUUUGACGAGAGCAGCAAAUGCCUAGCAGCAUAUUCGGAUGGCGAGAACGAUUUCAUCGCAAUGGAGGAUCUUAGCCAAUUCGGAUUUGGAUCGGCUUCCAGACAAGAGGGUGUUGGCCUGGCGGAGUGCAUCCUGUGCAUGCAAACCAUCGGUCGCUUCCACGCUCUUUCGUUAGCCAUGAAAGACCAGCAGCCGGAUAAGUUCCAUCUGCUCGUGAAGCACGUGGAGGAUACGUACUACGCCAAACAGCACAAGGCCUGGUACAACAACUUUAUGCAGGUGCAGAUCAGAAUCGCCAAGGAUGCCGUUAGCCAGGAGUACGGUGGCACAGAUUUGGAGACGAAAGUCAACAAAUUCUUCGAUUGCGAUUUGUAUGACAAAAUGGUGUACUUGACCCAUACCCGGAAUCAAAACUCCGUCAUCAAUCACGGCGAUUGCUGGAUGCCUAACUUCCUGUUCCGCUACGAUUCAGCUGGCGUUCCCGUGGCAGCAAGGAUGAUCGAUUUUCAACUUGCGCGGUACUCGUCUCCAGCGUUGGAUAUAUCGUUCUUUGUGUACUCGUGCACUUCGCAGAAACUUCGAGAGGCACACUAUGAUGACUUGCUGAAGGCUUACCAUCAGAGUUUGUCCGAUAUGCUUCGGGAUCUUGGAUCUAACCCAGACGAAUUGUUCUCAUUUUCGGAUCUCCAGAAGGAAAUGCAAGAGUUUGCCCGGUUUGGCUGCGGUAUGGGUAUAGAGUCUAUACCAUUUUCCUUGUUGGAAGAAAACGAAGUUCCCGAUUUGGAUCAGAUCAAAGGAGAUGAAGCUAUACCGAUCGAGAUCGUGUGGAUUUUGAAAAACAUCAAAACUCAGGAAGGCAGACAACGGUUAUCGGAUAUGUUCAAGCACGCCUACAAUUGUGGGUAUCUAGAUUAGUAUGACUUUGUCCAACUAUCUAUCCACACUAGUUCCAUUGUAGAACUAAUAAAAUAUGUUGUCAGUUUGGAUUUCUAUCGCAUCUGGAUUGUGGCAAAAUAUUUCAUUGGCUUCUAAAUACCUAAAUAACUAUUUUAAAACAGGUUCACUUUUAAAUACGAUAGCUUACAUAAUUCUUGUGGUUGAUAUUUAGUAUUCUCGUACUACAUUGUAUUGAAAUCAAAUACAUAUUUUAACAAAAUAAAAAAGUCAAUUAUUUUAAGCUGCCCAGUGUA